UUUUCUAUAAUAUGUUACAGAGGGCAGGUAACCGAUUGGACCAUGAACAGUGGUUACAGUCUCUGAUAGAUGCAAUGGCUCUACCUGGUACUGCCAACACGUUCAGUGCAAGGCCUGUCAUGCAUUUCCGCUACUCCAGCCAGGAUCACCACGAAAAUUUAAUUGAAAGAAUAAAGAGCUUCAGGUGCCCUUCUUAUUCUUCAGCCCCCAAUGAUGAUGGAGCAAUCCCUAAACAAUCUGGCAGUUAUGAAACAUCCACCUCCUCGUCUCACAGCUCCAACAUCGGGCAGAGUUCCUCAGAGCGUUGCAUGUUGCGGAGGGUGCUGUCAGACAGUCGUACUCAACUGCGGAGACCUGUGCCUCACCGCAGCUCUGUACGCCUCAGCAAGAUCGCAUUUAGUGACACGUCUAUACCUGUCAGCACCCGUACACAGCAGCUCUCCUUGGCACACUCGAACGAGAAAUGUCAGAGCAUGCAGGAGCUUCGUGACAGUGUGCAUAUCAAUGAAGAUACACUGAAGUCACAAGAGCUCGUCGGCAGACAUCGCACAGUGCGGAAUUCUAUCGAGUCAGAGAGAGCAAUUUUGGGUGGAAGUAAGGAAAGCAAACUAUCAAACUCCAUCAAGAUCGAGUUGAAUUUAGAAGAUGUGGACUGUAAAAACAGUGAACUCGUGAAGGAGCAAAAGAUUGGAAAUAUCAAAAUUGUUCUAGAUGGUUGUGCGAUUUAUGGAAGCUCUGAGCUCAAAAAUGGUAGUGGUGGUAGCACUUGUAAAAUCAAUGGUUCGGCUGAGAAUGAUCAGAAUUAUUUUGAAAACAAAAGGCUGAAUCCUCAGUUACAUGGAAGUAAAGGAGCGAAAAGUGAUACAGACUUGACCAACAAGCAUAAAAUUAGGAGGCAGUCCUCAAGCUGUGAGAAUAUGCAAACUUUGGAUCGAAGUAUCGGAUCAACAUACUAUGAUGCCUCUGAGAGAAUGGAAGUGAUUGGCAGGGAACAGAGAAUGUCACAGUUGAUGUCUGGAGACGCUCAAAGCAGUUCUGGUAGAAAGACAAACAAGAAAAGAUCAAAUUCCAUCUUGAGUAGGUUCCUGGAAAACAAGCAAGAUACAGAGGAGGGAGGAACACUAGAAAGGAAAGCAACGGUCAAGAAAAGACUGAGUUUCCUGCGGAAAAUGUGGAAAAGAAGGGAAAAGAAAGCUGAGGAAGAAGAUUAUGAGUCAAUUGAUUAUGAAUCAAUUACCUGUUGUCAUGGAGCUGCCAAGUCCAGAAGUUGAAAAGGUUUGUAAAGAUUCUU
Molecule: messenger RNA, 1291 nt
Organism: Homalodisca vitripennis (glassy-winged sharpshooter)
Lineage: Eukaryota; Metazoa; Arthropoda; Insecta; Hemiptera; Cicadellidae
Exons: 2
Coding region: 12-1271 (419 amino acids)
Source: RefSeq, a predicted model, not a curated record